AGAAAAACCCCUAUAAAUUUCACCUUCUUCCUCACAACAAAUGAGUGCCAGAAGAAGAACCAAGAAGAGGCAAUAAAAAAAAAAAAAAAUGCAAAGGAAUGGACAGUUAAAGAAGUCUAGAGUUGUCAAAGUAGACUCCAAGGAAUCAUGGGAUUUCUUUAUCAGUCAAGCUACUACUCAAGGCUGCCCUGUUGUAGUACAUUUUACUGCUGCAUGGUGCAUGCCUUCAGUGGCCAUGAAUCCUUUCUUUGAAGAACUGGCUUUAUCCUUCCAAAAUAUCCUCUUCCUUGUAGUGGAUGUUGAUGAAGUGCAGGAGGUGGCAACCAAGAUGGACAUCAAGGCCAUGCCUACCUUUUUGUUGAUGAAGGAAGAAGCUCAAAUUGAAAGGCUUGUGGGAGCAAAUCCAGAAAAGAUUAAGAAAAGAAUCAAUAUUUUCAUCAACUCCAUGAGUUAGAAAUAUUUUGUAAAUAGGAUUUGGGUGUUUUCAGGGUUUUUUUUUUUUUUUUUGGGUUUGUUGUGAUGGGUAUUUUAGUAAUUUCAUAAUUAUUUGUUUGUGGAUUUAGACAAAUUAACAAUGGUGUCUAUAGGAAUCAUGCUAGGUGCUUUCUUGAUUAAGGAAUUGUGUUGAUGUCAAAAAUCUUACAUUGAAUAUAAGCGAAAUGUCUUUUAAAAGAAAA
Mangifera indica (mango) is the source of this 677-nucleotide messenger RNA. Its product is annotated as thioredoxin-like protein CXXS1. The record is from RefSeq and is a predicted model, not a curated record. The transcript has 3 exons. The coding region runs from base 89 to 454 and encodes 121 amino acids. NCBI's taxonomy places the organism in Eukaryota, Viridiplantae, Streptophyta, Magnoliopsida, Sapindales, Anacardiaceae.